Messenger RNA from Monopterus albus (swamp eel), 2706 nucleotides. Its product is annotated as putative protein TPRXL. NCBI's taxonomy places the organism in Eukaryota, Metazoa, Chordata, Actinopteri, Synbranchiformes, Synbranchidae. The coding region runs from base 718 to 1827 and encodes 369 amino acids. The record is from RefSeq and is a predicted model, not a curated record. The transcript is spliced from 3 exons.
UGAGCAUGUCAGGUAGAAUUUCAGGUAUUGUCAUUGCUGAGCACAGCUUAUUUGUCAGUGUUUUUGUUCCCCCAUCGAGAUGUUUCCCCUGUUCAAAACUGGCUUUCAUGCAGCAACCCCCUCAAUGGUUGUGGUUAGGAUAAUACUAGGAUUCAGGUUAGGGGAAAGACAUUUUGAUGGGGAAACAGAUUUCAUCCCAACACUGACAGCAGGAGGUGUGUAUGUUCAUGAACUGUCCUCUCGUUUUUAGGAAGUGUCUCUCUGUUUUUAUUUUAUUUCACUUAAACUAAAAAAGCUGUGGAUUUCUACUAAAAUAGUUGAAUAGUAGUAGUGACAGUGGUCAGCUAUGAUCUGUUGGUUUAAAUGUCUUUAAGCUGUCAGACUCAUGAACAAAUACAGAAUGUACUUUCUCUCACUGUUCUUUAUGCUAUUAUGAAAACAGCUGUUAGUCAAGGUUGACUAGUAUGUGUGUGUGUGUGUGUGUGUGUGCACAUCUGUGGAGGUGUGAAACGGGUGCCCUGUGGUUUUCUGGGUGUUAAUUUGAGGAAGCUGUGGUCAGAUCUGGGUGGGCUGCUGGGUGGAGAAACAGAGAAAUUUAAGAAAGGGUUGAGCCAGAGAUCAGACCAGAUUGGACAAGAAGUGAGAUCAACACAUCACUGCAGAGUUAUUUAUGACCAUUAGACCUGAUAAACACUGAGAAACCACCCUGCAAGCAAGAUGAAGAAAGGGCCAGCUGUUAAUAAUGGCACUGUUAGUCCAGGCUGUACUGAUUGUAGCCCGAUGAGUGGAAAGGCGUCUAAAGAUGACCGCACAAGCCACAGGGUACAGAACAGAGACCGCAAGGAGAGACAAGGAUCAGGACAAGUCAGAAUGGACAGCCAGGAAUCCAGACAGCGUCCCUUGUUAACAGUUACCACCCUUAAUGCAACAACACGUUCUCACCAGCGACGGUGGUCAGCUGACCUUUGUAAGUGUGAGACCUCACCAGUCAUUAUUGUGAGGAAGAACAAGAAGGAACCACAGCCGCCGCAGCGUGGUGUAUCCCUCCUCAGACCUCACACAGCAUCCCAUUCUUCAAUCAAGCGUUACUCCUGCCCUCCCAGUGGGCUCUUUGCUUCACCAAGUCAGUCUUCAUCUUCCUCCCCCUCCUCCUCCACCACCUCAUCCUGCUCCUCUCCUCCCCCCGUGAAGACAUCCGACAUCACUGGCCACGACCCUCUAGGCUGGAAGCUGCGUCCCAAGCCCGUCUCUGCCGCCCCCCGUGCUUGCACUAACAGGUUAUCUCUGCAGGUUCCCCUCCCUGUUGUCUUCCCUGACCCCAACUCUGGUCCUACAUCUAACUCUCUGUCGGACAGCACUUCUAAUCCGGACCCCUCACCUAAACCCAAACCAUCCCGUCGCCGUUACUCCGACUCUUCAGCCUUCCCGAGAUCUCUGGUGACCCGGAUGCCUGCGGUGACACUUGAGGAACUCUGUGCUGUGCAUCUCUGCUCGGUCACCCAUUCUCAUGAGCCUGAUGAUGUCUUCACCGUGAGGAACGAAGAGGAGGUGAAGGUGACCACUCGACCACGCAAAAUACCACCACCUGUUCCAGAUAAAACCGCCACGGCCAGACAAAUAGCACAGCUGAUUGCACGUUCACUCUCACACUAUAGGCCUGUAACCACUAAAGAAUCAAAUAUGUACAGCAAUGUGAUGAAGCCAAAACAUUCACCUCACACUGUGCACCAUGACAGCCUGGGCGCUACAAAAACUGUAGGGCUGCGUCUAGAUGCCAGCUGUGACAGGGAGAAGUCUACUCCACACUUACCUGGCAGAGAAAUCUGAAGAGGACAGCCAAAGGUUCUUUCACCAACACCAUGUACUACCACAUUUUCCAAACAAAUUGAACAAAUUAAAGUAGAUGCAUGUAUGUUUGAAACUCCACCUCCCACACCCUAGCAAAAGAGUUUUUAGUUUUAUUAGGCACUGUGUUCUCUUUCUACUGCCACAUCUGACUUAUUUCCCUCUGCUGUGAAAAUGUGACUGUUCUUCCUGUCAGUUACAAGCUAGUGUAACUGUAAGAGGACAUCGAGUUUCAUGUGUAGGAAGAAACACACCCUGUUGAUGUUGCAACUUAUGCCGGUUGCUAAUAAUUAAUCCCUAAAUUAUAGUUGUAUAUUUGCCUGCAUGGUGCAUGAAAAACUGCCUUGUGUUUUGUUGACAGUAUGUUACUUAUGACAUGACAUUCUUUGUUGUAUAAAUAUGAACUUGUAUAAAGAUGAUCGCAAUAAAUCAAUCACCUACCUUUACGUUUAUUGAAUUUUUUAAGCUAGGGAGCCCUGUUGAAUAUAAUCCAACUCCUUUUGGUCAAAUAAAAACAAAAACAGUUUUUGGUGACCACUAAAGACAGUAUACAACUGAUUUUACAGACCGAGCAGUAUUCCUUCCAUUCCAACCACUAGCUACACUUGCUUAUCCUUGAGGAUUGCAGUGGGGCUGGGACCUAGUCAAUUCACACUGGACAAGAGGUGGGGGUAUACCCUGAAUGAGUCACCAGCUACCCAGUCACUCUCACAUUCACAAAUUCAGGCACGUUUUGGGACUGUAGGAGGAAACCCACGCAGGCAUGGGGACAAAUUGUAAACUCCACACAGAGAAGCUGCAGCUGUCUUCUCUAUGUGUGACUAGUACACUCUGUGAUGAAUAAAGUAAGAUGUGGAGGAC